AUUAAAAAAAAAAGAGAGAGGCGGUUGUUUACAGUGGAUCUCGAGACGAUCCCGAACGAGAUCUUGCACUCUAAGGGUGAUCCCGGUGUGCGGAGGGUAGCCUAGUUGCGGGGGGUUGGCAGUGACAUGAACCACCGAGCUGGUAGCUAGGCCGGACCCACCCCUGGGCGGUUCUAGCUGGUGCAGCUAACAGCGCGCCUGGUGUAGCACCACCGCCAGGGAACUGCACCACGGUCGGUAUCCAUGCCCGAGGCUUCGACGGCGGCGGCGGCAAUGGCGGAGGCGCUGCAACCGGACGAGCCUGACCUCAGCACCUUCGAGAACAAGUCAGGCCUGGCCGAGGACAUGAAGUUCCUGGCGAGCAUGCCCGAGCUGUGUGACGUCACGUUCCUGGUGGGCGACACCCGCGAGCCCGUGUGCGCCGUCAAGGCCGUGCUGGCCGCCCGCAGCAGGGUGUUCCACAAGAUGCUGUACCAGGCGCCCAGUCCGCAGAGGAAGAAGGAGUCCGCGCCGAGGGAGAACAAGCUGAGGCUGUUCCUCAAGCGGAGCAGUGAGCCGCUGCUGAACCUGCAGAAUGCCGCGCAACAGCCGCAAUCCAACCAGCACCACACGCUGAUCAUAGAGGAGUUCGAGCCGGACGUCUUCCGACAGCUCAUAGAGUACAUACACACGGGUUGCGUCACGCUGCAACCCAGGACCUUGCUGGGCGUGAUGAACGCGGCGGACUACUACGGCCUGGACGAGCUGCGCCGCGCCUGCGCCGGCUUCGUGCAGUGCUGCAUCAACGUGGACACCGUCUGCGCGCUGCUGGCCUCGGCCGAGCGCUACAUCCAGUACAAGUGCACCAAGUCGCUGGUGCAGAAGGUGCUGGAGUUCGUGGACGAGCACGGCAACGACGUGCUGAACCUCGGCUCGUUCACGCUGCUGCCGCAGCACGUGGUGAGGCUGAUACUGGCCCGGGAGGAGCUGCGGGCGGACGAGUUCACCAAGUUCCAGGCGGCGCUGAUGUGGGGCAAGAAGUACUGCGACACGAACAGCAACACCACGCUGAAGGAGGUGAUCGGCAACUUCCUGGAGUACAUCCAGUUCCACAAGAUCCCGGCCAACGUGCUGAUGCGCGAGGUGCACCCGCUCGGACUGGUGCCCUACAGCAUCAUCAUGAACGCGCUCGCCUACCAGGCAGACCCAACAAGUGUCGACCCCGGGAAGCUCUCCCCUAACCGAGUGAGGCGGUCGGCGCAGGGCCGCUCCAUGUCCGUGCAGAGCUCGCUCGACCCCUACGGCAGCAACACGAGCCUCAGCUCCUGCGGCAGCAGCGACAUGAUCAGCUCCGAGGGCGGCACCAAGCACUCGUCCACCUGAGCCCCUGUUCCGUGUCGCCCAGGUUCCGGUUCGCCCAGCCGGGUUAGCCCACGUUCGACAAGCUUGUUGGGUAAACCUCGAAUAAUCACUGUGCACCUGGUUCUACCCGACGACUUACUGGGUAAUAAACUAACUAAAUAACCUAACCUAAACUAAACUAACCUGACCUAACCUAACCUAACCUAAACUAACCUAAACUAAACUAACCUAACCUAACCUGACCUAAAGUAAACUAAACUAGCCUGACCUAACCUGACGUGACCUAUACUAACCUGACCUAACAUAAACAAACCUGACAUAAGCUAAUUAAACUAACCUAAACUAACCUUACCUAAGCUAACCUAAACUAACCUAACCUAAACUAACCUAAGCUAACCUGACCUAACCUAACCUGACCUAACCUGACCUAACCUGACCUAACCUAACAUAAACCUGAGGCCGGUUCCACUGCAAGCUUCAACUCUGGUUACCUAGUUUGCUCCCUAAAAUUAAGGUUUUUUGACAGAGACCUUGAAAAUCACACAUUCGAGGCUAUUAGAGCCCAUGGUUAAACCUCUAUGAUGGUUCGCCCUCUUAAGUUAUUUUUUUUCGAUAGUACAGACAUGAAUAAAGGACGCUGCGUACCUAAUAUAUUGGAGAAAGUCUGGAAAGUGGGUUUAAAAAAAUAUGUUUCGUUACAGAUACCAUGAAAAUCACACAUUAGAGGCUAUUAGAGCCCAUGGUUAAACCUGUGUGAUGGUUCGCCUUCUAAAGUUAUUUUUUUACGAUAUUACAGAUAUGAAUAGAGGGCGCUACUUACCUAAUAUAUUGGAGAAAGUCCGUAAAUUGUGUUAAAAAUAUAUAUUUGUAUCGUGACAGAGACCAUGAAAAUCACACAUUCGAGGAUAUAAGAGCCCAUGUUUAAACCUGUACGAUGGUUCGCCCUUUAAAUUUAAUUUUUAUCGAUAGAACAGACAUGAAUAGAGGUCUCUACGUACCAAAUAUAUUUUAGAAAGUCCGGAAAGUAGGUAAAAAAAAUAUGUUUCGUGACAGAGACCAUGAAAAUCACACAUUAGAGUGCGUGUUCAAAGUUAAAUUCAAAGGAUGAAUAAACUUAAUGAGAGUCAAAUUUAAAGGAUCAAUAAACUUAAUGCGUAGUUCUUAACGAGUAGGCAGAACAUUCACAACAAGAUACCCUGAGUUUGAAGCGGUUUUGGAAGGAUUAUUUAUGUUUUUGCUCUAAGUGUACGGUAUUUACCACCACACACCAGUAAUCUAUCCAUGACUUGUGAUGGUCACAUGACGUAAAACAUCUGCAUGUUAACAGGUUUAUGUUAGGUUUUUUUUCUUCUCUCCUUAAAGGUUUUUUUUAAAGCAGGAAUAAAACAUGAAAAGUCUUGUGACCAAUACAACACGGUCACAAACCUGAUGCGCUUAGGAAUGACUAGAGACCGGAAAAUUUCACCGAUUCUUUCAGCGAUAGGCUAAAAUUCAAAUAAAUAUACCUUUUAGAUGAUCUUGCUAUUGGCUUACUGUUCAUCUGGACAAAUCUCAACCAAUUAUAAACCCUCAACCAAAGAAGGAUCGAAUCACAGACAAACUAGCUGAGACGACUUACAAGUCGGCAGCCAAUGAACUUGCGUUAUUUGCCCGAGCGUACAGGGGAAUGUGCAGUCCAUCCUGAAGGCCAUCGAAAUCGGGAAUUUUUCCGGUCCCUAUAGGAAUGACGCAACACCUUGAACCCAGCCAGCGUUGGGUAGAACUGGAUGCACACGGGGAAACGCCAGAUUCAUAUUUUUAUUUAAGUGGUUAUUCGGGGUUUACCCUAAAAACCUUGGCUAAUGUUGAGUUAAACUGGGUAAACCUAGGUUCACUCCUGCUUCUGGCAUUUCCUGUGACACGUUGAAGGUUGUCCCUUGAUCAUGUAGUUCAUGAUGCUUGCUGUUUUAAUUUAGAAUGUCGAAAGUUCCUGGACGUAAAAAAAAAAUUUGUGAUGUAACAAUGACUUAUUAUCGCAAGUUAAAAACAAAUGAGAAAUUUUCCACAAUACCAAACUUCAUUUGUUAGUAUUAUUGCAUCAGAGGUUUCGAUUGGCCUUUGAUGUCCUGAAUUAAAGCCGCAAGCAUCAUGUACCACAUGAUAAAUACAUAAUGAUGCCAUCGGGAUCUAGGGAUAUACUUGGAUAUGCGAUACGGAACAGUUACCCAGGUCGUUAAUUAAUUUUAACAUGAUAUUCAAUUGUUAUAUUAAAUUUGAAUGGAUUUAAAUAGGUAAUGAAAUUAUUUAAAGCAUAAUUAUCUCCCACAAAACCCAUUUCUAUAAUUUAUAAGUAACAUGUCCUAAUACAAAUGGACUGGAGAAGUAUCAAAUUUUAGGCCUUGGAUGAAAAUUUCCCCUUAAGCAGAUAUGUUUAACUCAGGGGUCUCCAAUCUGUCCUGUGGGCCAUCUUCGACCGCCGAAACCCCACCAAUCCGAACAGACAUACCUGUAGUUCCAUAGGAUGUUGAUUUGUUGAGCUAGCUUUAGAGUUGGGAGUCGGUGUGAUCCCAUGCGCUCAAAAAUUUGAAGACCCCUGGUUUAAAGAUUCAAACUUGAUGUAAGUUUUUGUACAUACGCCAUUGCAAAGCACUUUUUCUGUAGAAGAAAAUUUAAAAAUAAAACCCAUUGCACAAAUCUUUCAAAGAUAAUAUUAAAGAGUCAAAGCUGGCUAUGUAUAUUUAAAUAUCGUGGGUAAAAAAAACCACAGAACCCAAAUUUGGAUGCCUACUGAAGUAAACUUUAAUAUUUCGGCGAACCUGCUUGGCGAUAUCACUAAUUUCCUCAAGCAAGUUCUAUUCUGGAACCUGCAAAUGAAUAUCACUCUGGAAAAAAAAGGGAAAGAAACAAAAAAUAUUUAUGAUGUAAAACUAAUAAUUACAAUACACAUAGAAAAGAAAAAAAAUUAUGGGUUUAACAAUUUAAAAGUCUGCGAGCGAUUCAUCCUAAUUGGUUAAUUAAAAAUUGUAAAUAUACAUGUAAAAGAUUGAUAAAUUUUUGAUGAUGUGGAUAAUUAUUUGGUGUAAAACUUUUAACAUUAAGAAAUCGCCGAAAAAAAAUUAAGUUAAGUAAAUAUGGGAGAAAUAAUUAAAUGUUCAUUUUGAUAGCACUGAAUAAUUAUUAUACACUAAAAUUGUAGUUUGGUAAGUAAUUUAUUUCUUGUAAAGAAUAGUAACGAAAAAUUUAAAAAUGAUGCAUUUUCUUUUAAAUAAUGCAUAAAAAUGAUUAUGCGAAUUUUUAAAAUUUCAUUAAGAUAAAGUUUUCAUAAAAUAGUCUAAAAUUCUAUUUAUUUAGGAUCUAUCAUGUCAAUAUUAAUUAGCAAGCCUAUUAGAAGGUGAGCGGAACUAAGUUUUGUCCACAUUUGUUGCAUACUUUCUGUAUCAUAUCAAAGUUCCAUAUUAGUCUUGUAAUAUUAAUCCACCAUAUUCCUGUACAAUUUAUAUCUUUCCUGUGUCUUUAGUCCGUUGAAAAACAGGAAACGGUGAAACUACAUAAUUUUUUACCUCUGUGAUGCUAGAUGAGACCACAGGGAACUUCUCUUGGGAGAGCAACGCCCUACUGAUGCGUAUGCACGCAAUAACUCUUACAUUUUACACGAAAUUUACAUUUUCAAUGCAGUUCAGAAAGAAAACUUGUAUCGAAUGAUAUCGCUCUAAUCUCUGAACAUGUGUCUUUGGCAAAAUAUUGAUACAGAUAUACAAGUGUUGGACCAAUUUUGCUUAUGAUAAAACAUGCAUUUGAAAUAACUGGAUAUGUUUCAUCAAAAAAAUUUUUUCCUUAAUAGCGAUAAUUCAUGUUCACCAGAAAGACAUUAUAAUUGACAGACAGUUUCUUAAAUAUACUGAUCAUAAAUCAAUAACAUGCGAUGUAUUUUCCUAGUGUAAAACUACAUUAGCUUUCUCAACAGUAGAUUAAAGAUUUCAUUAUGAAGAUUUAAAAUUUGAAGUCAAAUAAUUGAUUAAAUAUCCAAGGUUUUUGAGCAUGUAGAAAUAUGCAUUACCAUCACUUGUAAUUAAAGUGAAUCAAUUUGACUGAAAACAAAAUAUGAGGCCCGAUGACAAAAAAAGAAAAGAAAAUGUGCUUCCUAAAAUUAUAUCAUAUUUCAUUAUCUAUAACUAAUAAUGUUUUUUGCACUUAAUGACAUCUUAUAACCUAUAAACCAUUACAUUUGCCUUGGUUAUUACAAAACAGUCUAUUUUAGAAAAUUUACUUAACCAAUUUUCCUAACAGCCCCAAGUUAUAUGUUGAAUGUUAUUAAUUAGAUUUUUUGAUUAUUUAAAUGAAUAGAAGGAAAAAAAUAUAAUUGCCUAAUGAAUACUAAUUUAUAAUGUCAGUAAAUAGGUUCAAUGUAUCCGUUGUUUUUUUUUCUCAUUGUUUGACUGAAUUGUUUCAUGUUCCUGGGAAUUAUUUAUUUACGUUAACCAGUUGAAAGUUAAAAUACAGACUGUGUAUUCAAUUUAUUUCAUUGAAACGAACCAUGGGGCUGUAGCUGCUAUUGUGUCCGAAUGCUACAUAAUCAAUUAAAUUUGUUAUUUUAUUGAUUUCAGCUGAUUUUACAAGCUAAAGCAAUUCCAAUAUAAACCCCUUUAUCAACAAAUUUGAUCAUUUAAAUGGCAUCUAAAUUUAAUAAAUGUAAUCCUGAGAUGUAAUCAAGUACGCAAUAGCCUAGCAAUUACACAACUACAUUUCUGAAUUGCAUGUUAACUGUAUGUGUAAUGCGAAAAACGGAAUUCUAGUUUAGUAGUGAGUAGUCUAAAAGUUUACGGGUCAAAAGAUUAAAUAAAUAAGUAUACUGUUGUGACGUAGAAAUUAGUGGAAUUUUUGGUGUUAAAAUAAUUUCCGUUGUUAAUUUUAAUUUUAAUUAAUUUUGUAUAGUAAAAGUGUUAUAAAAUCAGAAAUAUUGGUUCACAUGUCUUGUUUUGACAUAAAGUAAAGUAAAAUUUCAUUUGGCAGGAUCUGAUAACUAAUCAAUUUAUGCUUUCGUACAGGAAUGAUAAUUUUUAAAACUUCAAUAUAUAAGCUUCAGCUAUUAACUUUUUACCUUGAUAAAAUUACGUUGUAAUGAACCAUAUAUGCAAAAUAAAGGUCUUAUUUCCUGUGCAUAACGACUAAAUAUAUCUUAGUUUGUACUAAUAAUCUGAGAGACUUUACGCCACUAAUAAAACUGACUUUUGAUUGAAAGUUUAAAAAAAAAAACGGUUCUUAAGCUUUGUAAAGGAACAACUGCUCGUACAAAAUAUUAUAACAGUUAAAAUUUAAAUUACUAUAAAACUUAAGUAAAAUCGUUACCGUAAAAAUUACUAACUUAUUGUUCAUGCAAUUUUAAACCUUUUUAUUUUCAAAUUAAUAAAAAGAGGUAACAUUUUUAAAUACUAAAUUCUGCCAUUUAUUUAAACAUAGAUCUAAGAAAUGUUUCUAGGAACUGUUAUCAUCAUUGUUUAGUUUAUUUGCUGAUGAUGUCUAGUUAAUAAUAAAUCUGUUUAGUUUUUUUACACUCUUCAGUUCAAAUGACUUUCUUUCAAUGCUUAAAACUAAAAAAAAUCACUGUUGAUACCUUCCAAAUUUGAAUGCUAACAAUUCUGCAUAAGUUUUCAGCUGAAAAUGACUCCCUGAUUACUGUAAAAAAGUGAAUUUGUAAGUUAGGUACAAAAUAUAUUAUUAUUUUUGAGACUUGAAAUAGAUAAACUCAAGUCAAUGAUAGCUCACGAACACACAUGACAUAAAUUUUUAAGCUUCUUUGCCCGAUUGUCAGUGUUAAAUAAAUAUGAACAAGAAAGCAUAGUUUAAAAAAAUAUAUUACUUUCUCACUAUAAUUUUAAAAGUUUAAAAUUUACUUUUAAAACUAGUUUAAAAACUGGUUAUUGAAUUUAAAAUUGUAUAGAUCAUUUUAUUAGAUUUAAAUGCAAUAAUAUUUCAAUUGAUUUUAAAAUGUUUGCGAAAUCAUUUAAGCUGAAAAUAUUAUUUCUCAGUGAGAGUCUAUGUUUAAUGACAAAAAGUGAAUUAUUUGUUUCUUCCAAAUCGUCAUUAUUUAAAAUAUUAUUUAGACAAUUCAGAUUUAGGUAAAUGUUGCGACCAGAAUAAUGUAAAUUUUCUUUUGAUGAUCUGGAGAUUCUUUGUUACCUGUGAAAGAUUCUUAGUUUAUUUAAUAAAAAAUUGAUUAAAUUUUCAAAUAAAUGUCAAAAAUGUGAUCUAAACAAUAUAUUUAUAUUUUGUGAUAUAUUAUUUUUUAUAUAAAAUUGAGCCAUGUUUGAAAUCCAAUAAAACUUGGUCUACCUAUAUCUAAACAUUUCAUAAACUUGAGUUUUCAAAUUAUUUUGAAUACUGGUUACAUUUAUUCUGUAAGAUUUUUUAGUUAUUAUUUUUGCUAAGUCAAGGUUUUUAAAUGUUCAAACUUAUUUGGCAAAAUAAAAACUACAAUAAUUUGGAUAGUCAUACUACGUCACAAAAUUAUCAAUUUAUUACAAAUUAAAUAUUCACUGUGGGUAAAAAAUAAAAAUUUUCUUCCAUUUAAAUUGCAAUAAAUCAAACAACCAUUUCCUCCAAACAUUUUAUUUUAACUACUUGAAUAAUAUUUUGAAUGAGCGGUUUAAAAAUAAUUGAUAUAUUUAGUAUAACAAUAAGACAAUCGUUAGCCUAAAGUUUUUAAAACUUCAGUUAAAUGUGUAGGACAAUAAAGCAGGUAAUAAAUCAAAUUUAUUGUGAGUAAUAGAGUUCCCCACAAAUUUUUGAUUGCGGUACAUUCAUUUAUUUAGUUAUGUCAUCCAGUUUCAGAAAAUAUUUUCACAAGUAAAACAGUGAAAGAAUUUAUUGUGUAUAUUCUAAAAUAUGUAGCUACAUCUCUUUAUCAAUUAAAAGUGAAUACAAAUAAACAAAUAUUAUAAAAUUAUUUAUUAAAUUCACUAAAAAUGUGUGGAAUUAAGUUCAUAAAAUAUGUCACAUGUUUCAAGAAUUAUAAAAAAUUUACAACUUUUGUACUGUCUAUAACAUUCAUUUAAAGUACGCGGAAUUCGUUUAUACUAAAUACUUUCUUUGGAGUUUAAAUACAUAUCAAUGUUAACAAAUGAAUUAUGAAAUCCAUAGAAUUAACAAAUGUUUUAUAUUUAGUAGAUAAGGGUUUUUUAAGCGUAUAAUUAGUUUUCUUUUAAUGUUAUUAAAAGAUAUAGUGUCCUUUGGUCCUAAAUAUAAAUGUUAUAGGAAACUGAAAAUUUAAAAAUUUAAUUUUUUUCUGUAUAUGUUAUUAUUUCAAAAUCGUACAAUAUUUGAUUACGAAAUGUUAUAAUGGCCACUUAAUGUUCAAAGUAUUGAAGAUAAAGGUAGUGGUUAAUUUCUCCUUACGUUUGGUGAAAUAUUUGUAUAGUUUUUUUAAAAAAAUGGGAUAUAUAGAAAGUAAUGAUAUUAAGUUAAAUUUUUUUUGUAAGUUCACGUGUUAUGGUUUAAUUUCGUAUAGGAUAUAUGUGAUGGGUAAGCAUAUCAUCCGUGCUUAGAAGAUAAGUUACAUUAAAACCUAAGCAUAAUGUGUUAUAUAUUACAUCAUAUAAAUGCCCACCUCAGUUGGACGAGUGCUUUGAUCAUUUUGCAAAACUCAGCUAUAAAAUGUUAUAUGCAUGACCAUAUUUGUAAUUACAUGAUUAAAACUAAGCGAUAUAUUUAUAUAUAGUUUAUAUUCUAAAUAGUUAAUGUGUUGUGUCUUAAAAUUGAUAUAAAACUAAAUAAAAAUAAAUAAGAGAAAAGUA
Molecule: messenger RNA, 9110 nt
Organism: Bacillus rossius redtenbacheri
Lineage: Eukaryota; Metazoa; Arthropoda; Insecta; Phasmatodea; Bacillidae
Gene: gprs
Product: serine-enriched protein
Exons: 8
Coding region: 244-1362 (372 amino acids)
Molecular function (GO): protein binding
Source: RefSeq, a predicted model, not a curated record